Lethenteron reissneri (Far Eastern brook lamprey) is the source of this 2464-nucleotide messenger RNA. RefSeq names its product prickle planar cell polarity protein 3-like. Lineage: Eukaryota; Metazoa; Chordata; Hyperoartia; Petromyzontiformes; Petromyzontidae. The record is from RefSeq and is a predicted model, not a curated record. Gene Ontology annotation, molecular function: zinc ion binding.
AUGAAGGAACGUGGGCAGGCUGUGUCGAGAAAUGUUAACUCCAUCGCCUGGUACGCAGGAUGUCCUGAGGGCGGCGACGCUGCGGGCGGCGCGACGAUGGAGAAGGCGGUGGGCAAGGUGGCGCACGAGAUGCAGCGCAACUCCGUCUCCGACGACGACGUCCCAUGCCGCGCCCUUGAGGAGUACACGUGGGUCCCACCAGGACUCGAGCCCGAGCAGGUCCACCGCUAUUUCCGCUGCCUGCCCGAGGACCGCGUGCCGUACGUCAACAGCCCCGGAGAGAAGUACCGCUUCGAGCAGCUGCUGCGCCAGCUGCCGCCGCCCGACGACCAGGUGGGGUACUGCAGCUCUCUGGGCGAGGAGGAGAAGCAGGAGCUGAAGCAGUUCAGCGCUCGGCGCAGGCGCGAGGCGCUCGGCCUGGGAGCCGUCAAGACCUUCCCCGUCACGACCCUGGAGGGCGCGACGUGCGAGCAGUGCGGCGGCGGCAUCGGCGGAGGCGAGGUGGCGGUGUUCGCGUCGCGUGCGGGGCACCCCCCGUGCUGGCACCACCCCGCCUGCUUCGUGUGCGCCGCGUGCCGGGAGCUCCUCGUAGACCUCAUCUACUUCUUGGCGGACGGGAAGCUCUACUGCGGGCGGCACCACGACGAGCGCUUCAAGCCGCGCUGCGGCGCGUGUGACGAGAUCAUCUUUGCGGACGAGUGCACGGAGGCGGAGGGCCGCCACUGGCACACGCGCCACUUCAGCUGCGCCCAGUGCCACGUGGCGCUGGGCGGACGGAGCUACGUCAUGGAGCACGGGCGCCCCUUCUGCUGCCCGUGCCUGCGGGCGUGGCACGCGGCGGCGGCGUGCCGGAGCCGCCACCGGCACAUCGGCCUGCAGCAGGAGGAGGAGCGGCGCGUGACGCACGCCGGCCGGGUCUGGCACACGAGGAGCGACCGCUGCCUGGGAGGAGACGGCGGCGGCGAAGCGACCGACCCGGCCUUCCGGAGCUCGCGGGACCCUCGCCGCGGCAUCCGCACGACCCCCGCCGGAGCCGGCACCGGCGCUCGAAAGCCGCUUGCCAUUGAAGCGCCAAAGUCGCCCGGCUACAGCCCGGAGGCGGCGUCGGCGCAGAGCCCCCUCGGCGAGCCGGGGAGCGUGCCGGGAUUCCGCGGCUAUGCCGAGUCGUCAUCGCGAGGCGCCGCCGGCGCGGCUGCUGCCAUGAUGUCGGCGUACGAGCCGGACCAGACUCCGAAGAAGCCCCGGGCUUUCCCGACGCGGCGCUCGGUGACGUUUGGCUGCGGGAGGAGCUCCCCCGAGGCGGCGAUGGGAGGCGCCGGCGGCAACCCGCCGGUCGACUGCGACCACACUCCGUACGGCCUUCCCAAGAGCCGGCAGCGGACGCAAGAUGGCCCCCGGGGUGGCGGCGGCAGCGGCGUCCGGCAGGCCGCCCACGAGGCAGCGGACGAGAUGAGUUUCCCGCCGUCUCCUUCGCCGGGGUCGUGCGUCCAUGAGGGAUGUCGCGAGGGGGCUGCGGCGGCGGCGGCCUUCAGCGGCAGGGAGCCGCGGCAACAUUCGCGGCUCAGUGCGGCCGUGCGGGGGCUGAUAGACGUGGGAUGGGCGUCACCGCAUGACUCCGACAGCACCGGCCUCUCGGUGGACACUGACGGCAAAUCGCCCGACCAGCCGUCCAAGUCCGUCGGCGGCGGGUGCGGCCUCGGCUCGGCGGAGAAUCUCAGCGCGGCGGGCCCCCUCGCCUCCGCCUCUCGCUGCCGCAGCGCCGAGUCGCGCUCCGGCCUCCGCUGGAGCCGGCGCCCCUCCGAGCACGAGCGGGGCCGCCCCUCCCAGCCGGCUCCCCUCCAUGGCUGCGACCGUGCGCUCCGCUCCCAGUCGCAGCCGCGCUUCCUCGCGCAGUUGGAACCGAGCGAGCGACCCCGCCACCGCAGCCGGCGGCGGCGGCGUCACCGCCGCUCACGCGAGCCGCGGAGCUCGCGCUCGGAGAACGCGCUGCACGAGCCCGCGGCCGUGGAACGGAGCCGGCGCCGCUUCGAGGACGAGCCGGGGGCGCGCGCGCACGAGGACUGCGAGCGGCUGACGCGGCGCAAGUCCGAGAUGGACGUGGGGGCGCGGGGCGGCCACCCGCAGGCGCCGCCGCGCUCCGUCUACGCGCCGGACGACUUGGCGCUCGACCCGGACGACGGGCGGGACGACAGCUCGGACGACUGGUGCUCCACCUGCUCCUCGUCUUCCUCGUCGGACUCGGACGACGACGGGUUCUUCCUGGGGCAGCCGAUCCCGCGCACCGUGCUCGUGCUGUCGCUGCGGUGCUGCGAGGGCGGCGGCGGUGAUGCCGCGGCGAUGGCGGCGGGGACGGUGGCGGGGACGGUGGGGUACGGCGGGCGGUCACCACACUCCAUCACGAUGCCAGCGAUGUCGAGGAAGCAGCAGAGCCGGCGCAGGAAUAAGAACUGCAUCAUCUCGUAGC